GCAGGGCGGGUCUUUCUACUUUUGAAGCACAUGAUGAAGCCUUGAAAAGCGUGCAGAGUUGUAUCAACCAUCUCGAUUUUGCUGCACAACGUCUACCAAUACUGAAACUGAGAGACGUGUGAGCAGAAACCCAGUUGACAUCCAGAACGAAGCUGCGCCACCCACUCUGUGACCGUGAACAUGGCCUCCGCGGAGCUCGCACUUUUGAGCGUCUCAGACAAAACUGGCCUGGUGGACUUCGCCAAAAGGCUGGUGGGUGUCGGAUUGUCUCUGGUGGCCUCAGGUGGGACAGCCAAAGCCCUGCGUGAAGCUGGACUGGCAGUCAGGGAUGUGUCUGAGCUGACCGGACAUCCAGAGAUGCUGGGAGGCAGAGUGAAGACGCUCCAUCCUGCUGUCCAUGGAGGAAUCCUGGCCAGAAAAAGCCCCAGUGACUCUGCAGACAUGGAGAAGCUGGGCUACAGCCUGGUCAGAGUGGUGGUUUGCAACCUCUACCCGUUUGUAAAGACUGUCUCCAGCCCCAGUGUUACAGUGGAGGAUGCUGUAGAGCAGAUCGACAUCGGUGGUGUGACUCUGCUGAGAGCAGCAGCUAAGAAUCACGCUCGGGUCACCAUUGUGUGCGAUCCUGCUGAUUAUUCGCUGGUUGCCGAGGAGAUGGAGAGCUCAGACGACAAAGAUACGACCCUGGAAACACGCAGGACUCUGGCCUUAAAAGCCUUCACACACACUGCACAGUACGAUGAGGCGAUUUCGGACUAUUUUCGUGGACAGUACAGUCGUGGUGUGUCUCAGCUGCCUCUGCGUUACGGCAUGAACCCCCACCAAGCACCCGCCCAACUCUACACUCUGCGAGCAGCCCUGCCACUCAAAGUGGUGAACGGCUCCCCCGGCUUCAUCAACCUGUGUGACGCUCUGAACGCUUGGCAGCUGGUCAGGGAGCUUAAAAGCGCUCUUGGCAUGGCUGCUGCCACUUCCUUCAAACACGUCAGCCCUGCUGGAGCUGCAGUUGGAGUUCCUCUGACUGAGGAGGAAGCCAAAGUGUGCAUGGUGCACGACAUGCUGAAGGAUCUCAGCCCACUGGCCACGGCCUACGCGAGAGCAAGAGGUUCAGACAGAAUGUCUUCUUUUGGGGAUUUCAUUGCUGUGUCUGAUGUGUGCGACGUUCCCACCGCUAAGAUCAUAUCGAGAGAGGUGUCAGAUGGAAUCAUCGCUCCCGGCUACGAUGAGGAGGCGCUCAAAAUCCUCUCAAAGAAGAAGAAUGGAAACUACUGCGUGCUUCAGAUGGAUCCAGACUAUGAGCCUGAUGACGCUGAGGUGAGAGUCUUGUUUGGUCUCUACCUCAAGCAGAAGAGGAAUGGAGGGCUGAUUGAUAAGAAAUUCUUCAGCAACGUUGUUUCCAAGGGCUCGCUCUCAGAGGAAGCUGUGCGCGACCUCACUGUGGCCACCAUCGCUGUCAAGUACACUCAGUCCAACUCUGUCUGCUACGCUAAGGAUGGACAGGUUAUUGGCAUCGGCGCCGGUCAGCAGUCUCGUAUCCACUGCACUCGACUGGCGGGUGACAAAGCUGAUAACUGGUGGCUCAGACACCAUCCUCGUGUCUUGAACAUGAAGUUUCGCAGCGGUGUGAAGCGAGCAGAGAUGGCCAACGCCAUCGACCAGUAUGUCAGCGACACCAUUGGUGAGGGCCCAGACUUGGCAGUUUGGAAGUCGAUGUAUGAAGAGGUGCCCGAGCUGCUGUCAGGGACUGAAAAGAAGAACUGGAUCAGCUCCAUGCAGGCCGUGGCUGUCAGCUCGGAUGCCUUCUUCCCCUUCAGAGAUAACAUAGAUCGUGCCAAACGGAGUGGUGUUGAGUAUAUUGCAGCUCCAGCUGGUUCUGCUGCUGACGAGGUUGUGAUUAACGCCUGUAACGAGCAGGGCAUCACUCUGGUGCACACCAGCCUGCGGCUCUUCCACCACUGAGCAAAACUUCUCCAGGUGUUCUUCUCACUCACAGCCAUGUGUCAUCAGAGUGAAAGCAUUUUCUAACAUUCCUGACACUUUAGCAUUCCUGCUCUCAUCACUCAAGUGUAGAAAUCACAAAGGCACUUUUUUGUAACACAUUAAUUGCAUUUCCGACUUGGGAUCCUAACAUUAGAUGGAGACAGUUACUGUUGAUGCUCAUUCAUGGUCAAAUAAACUGUUUAAACGGUUCAGAA
This is a messenger RNA of Acanthochromis polyacanthus (spiny chromis), 2192 nucleotides long. It is a transcript of the gene atic, whose product is annotated as 5-aminoimidazole-4-carboxamide ribonucleotide formyltransferase/IMP cyclohydrolase. NCBI's taxonomy places the organism in Eukaryota, Metazoa, Chordata, Actinopteri, Pomacentridae. The coding region runs from base 181 to 1956 and encodes 591 amino acids. The transcript is spliced from 15 exons. The record is from RefSeq and is a predicted model, not a curated record. Gene Ontology annotation, biological process: 'de novo' IMP biosynthetic process. Gene Ontology annotation, cellular component: cytosol. Gene Ontology annotation, molecular function: phosphoribosylaminoimidazolecarboxamide formyltransferase activity; IMP cyclohydrolase activity.